Alternaria rosae is the source of this 1486-nucleotide messenger RNA. RefSeq names its product Alpha/Beta hydrolase protein. Bases 151 to 1149 code for a protein of 332 amino acids. Lineage: Eukaryota; Fungi; Ascomycota; Dothideomycetes; Pleosporales; Pleosporaceae. The record is from RefSeq and is a predicted model, not a curated record. The transcript has 3 exons. Gene Ontology annotation, molecular function: hydrolase activity.
AGCUCGAAAGGGCGCGAAAAGUGACAUUUGACCGGCGCCGAACACCUUAUCGCAGAACAGUGACUACUGAACUGAAUAUAUAUCUUGACCUUACCCUUGUGCUUUCCUACAAUAUCCCGAAUCCCGAUCAGAAUAAAUCGCACUGCAAUCAUGGCAUCUAGAUCCGCCCUCCACAUCCAAGACACCAAGUUCAAUGAUCUCGGUCUCUCAAAGUCCACUUUGAACAAAGAGAAAGUAUGCUGCUACACGCGCUCGCUGGAGAACGCUAGCGAUGACAACCCCAUACUCGUUCUCAUCCAUGGAUAUCCGCAAUCAGCUUACAUGUGGCGACACAUCAUCCCUCUGCUCCCAUCCAAAGCACCGCUCUUCGUUCCGGAUCUACCUGGCUACGGCGCAAGUGCACCGAUUGAGCGGAACGAUAAAGUAAGUAUAGGGACCGCGGUACUAGAGGCACUGAAAACGGAAGUGAAAAAGAGUAAAAGUGAAGAUGGGGAUGUGAAGGUCAUACUCAUUGGCCAUGAUCGUGGAGCGAGAGUUGCUCAUCACCUCACUGUUAGCGGGGUGGAUGGAGUGAAGAUCUUGGGUGUUUGUUUGAUUGACAUCGUCCCAACCUCCACACAAUGGCAACACUUCACCUCCCCAGCCACUGCAGCCAAGGAAAUCACAGGCUACUUCCACUGGCCCUUACUCGCAAACGUUGAUUUGGCAACGCGUAUGAUCACCGCUUUCGGCCCAUCCAACUGGUGUCAAGAGAUGAUCCUACGAUGGUCUGGCAAGAGUAAUACCGGUAUCCAGAAAUUGAAGACCGAUGACGCAUUAACCGUCUACGGCGAUUUCUUCGCACAGGAACAUACGCUGAAAGCUAGCUGUGAAGACUACAAGGAAGGUGCUACAACGGACGUUGAGAGGGAGGAGAAGAAUCAGAAGGAGGGGAAGAAGAUUGGUGUGCCGUUGUUGUUGGUGUACAGUGCGGCGAGCAUCGGGAGUAGGUUUGACUUUCCAGAUGUGUGGAAGGAGUGGGUUGGUGAGGGAGUUAAAAUCGAGAAUCAUGGGUUGGGGGAUGGGGUUGGACAUUUUGGGGCAGAGGAGGCACCUGAGGAAUGUGCAAAGGCUAUAGUGGACUGGACCAAAACGUUUGUCGGUCGGUAAAAGUAGAGUACUGAAAGGUUGUACAGCGAAGCAUUCAGACGAUUGUAAUGGUCUCUUCGGUUCGAUCAAACAGAAUUGUGCCAAAGGCAUCAGAAACAUUCUCUCAACCUGCCACUAAUCAUCAUGUGUAAUGAUAUUGGUCGAGCGCUUAUCCGGCGCUCUCGUGGAUGAGGUCACAAGUCGUAGCUACCUAUCGUUGCCAAUCUUGAAUGGAACACAACGCUCACUAGGAUGGCGAAACUUCCCUUUCUAGAGUAGUAAAGGCUUGUGCCUAUCGGGGUGUGUGAUUCCGUCCCAAGACCCGUAACGCAAUGUCGCAUUAACGACUACCUUGAGG